Molecule: messenger RNA, 2339 nt
Organism: Solanum verrucosum
Lineage: Eukaryota; Viridiplantae; Streptophyta; Magnoliopsida; Solanales; Solanaceae
Product: phosphatidylinositol/phosphatidylcholine transfer protein SFH13-like
Exons: 14
Coding region: 94-1959 (621 amino acids)
Source: RefSeq, a predicted model, not a curated record
UGUGCUUGGAUGGUUUUGAGACGGAAAAGCCAUAAUUGCAUUGAACUCUAGCGGCACAACUUACUUCGUCAUUCUUUCCUCCUUGUCACGUAGAUGUCAGAAGGGGGAUCAGAUGCUUAUUAUGAUGACCGUAGAGAAAGAAAAUCAGACUUUGAGAAUUCUGAGGAUGAAACACGGAGAUUCAGAAUUGGUGCUUUCAGGAAAAAGGCAAUCAAUGCUUCCAACAAGUUCACUCGCUCCCUCAAAAAAAGAGGAAAAAAGAAAGUUGAUUACAGGUUUCCUUCGGUUUUGAUAGAGGAUGUCCAUGAUGAAAAGGAAGAAAAUGUUGUCUAUGAAUUGCAUCAACAACUUCUUGACAGGAAUUUGUUGCCACCCAUACAUGAUGACUACCAUACCUUGUUGAGAUUCUUAAAGGCAAGAGAUUUCAACAUUGAGAAAACUAUUCAGAUGUGGCAAGAAAUGCUUAACUGGAGGAAGGAGUAUGGAACAGACACAAUAUUGGAGGAUUUUCACUUUGAAGAGCUGGAAGAAGUCCUGCAGUAUUACCCCCAAGGAUAUCAUGGAGUUGACAGGGACGGAAGGCCUGUGUAUAUUGAAAGGCUUGGACAAGCUCACCCGAACAAAUUAAUGCGAAUCACCACAAUUGAUCGCUACAUGAAAUAUCAUGUCCAAGAGUUUGAAAGGGCCCUACAUGAGAAAUUCCCUGCAUGUUCUAUUGCAGCAAAGAAAAGGAUCUACUCAACAACCACAAUUUUGGAUGUGCAAGGCCUUGGAGUUAAAAACUUCACCAGGACAGCUGCUACUCUUUUGGCAGCCAUGGCAAAAGUUGAUAACAACUAUUUUCCUGAGACAUUACAACAGAUGUUCAUUGUCAAUGCUGGCCCUGGCUUCCAAAAGAUACUUUGGCCUGCAGCACAGAAAUUUCUGGAUGCAAAGACUAUUGGCAAAAUACAGGUUCUGGAACCUAAAUCUUUGGGUAAACUGCUUGAAGCGAUUGACCCUAGUCAGUUACCUGACUUUCUGGGUGGCUCUUGUACCUGUUCUGUUGAGUGUCGCUGCCUCAGGUCCAACAAGGGUCCAUGGAGUGAUCCUGAAAUAAUGAAGCUUGUACAUGAUUUAGAGGCAAAAACUGUGAAGCCAAUAUCUGGAAUAUCCAGAGAUCUAAGGAGAAUUGAUUCCUCUAAACAGAUACGCCCACUAAAGGGAAGAAUUAAUGAGACAUCAACAGCUGAAUCAGUAUCAGAUGUUCAUGACCCAUGUUCUCCAAUUAGACGAAGUAGCAGUUCAAUUCCACAGCUGUCCCUACUUGAUGAGGAAGCAAGGGAAUCGAAUUCUACCCCCUACUGUAGUUGUGAUGAGCAAUUCAGCACAGGUGAACUAGUUGAUGUUAAUAAGCAUGUCUCCCUAUGUUGCCCAGAGCCUCCAGAAUGCAAUCUGACAAAUUUGUCCACCAAUGCACGACCAACUUCUGAAGGUACAUUGGUGAUUCAUUGGUUUGAAACGAUCCAGAAAAAGGUUUUGAGCAGAUGUAUGCAGUGCUUGGAAAGGAAACUGGUUCCUUUCAUACUCAAACUCUCUGGACUGAUUCGUGGUGUGUUCUUUGAGUAUUGGAGGAAACAGGCAAAUGCUUCCCGUACUAGUGCAUUAGAAGAAAGACAAGAAAGCAGUUCUUCUGCUUAUGGUGAAGUUGUUCAUAAAUCAGAUGAGGCCCUCCCGUGCAUGGAGCGUCUUCAUAAACUGGAAAUGUUGUUUGAAGAAAUAAAGAGAAAACCUGCUGAGAUCCCAGCAGAGAAGGACCAAAUGAUCCAGCAAUCAAUGGAAAGGAUCAAAUCAGUGGAGGUGGACCUCGACAAGACAAAAAGGGUGUUGCAUACUGCAGUGGUGAAACAACUCGAAAUUGCAGAAUUGUUGGAGAACCUAAAACAAACAAGUAAUCAUCGGGGGAGGUUAUUAUGUUGAAUAUACGAGAGGGUUGAUGCAACGUGAGUUUUGACUGCUAACCGUUCUGCGAGGGCAGUAGAUGUUAGAGUUUCUGCACUUUUGGUACUUCUAAUCCUUUUAUUCAGAACUCACAGAAAUGCUUCUUUCAAGAUGUUCAUUAUACUAAUAAUGUGUCAAAAAGGAAAAGCCUAAAGGAAACAGCUUCAAAUUUCAUGCAAUAAAUGUGCCUUUACAAAUUGCCAGUGUGAAGAAUCGGCUACGUGCUGAUGUUUUCCAGGAAGAACGUCUUGGCAUGUGUUGAGUAGUUCUUUCGAGUUAAUAGUCAAAAACACAUUUAAACUAUGAGUUUUUCGCGAGUUUCACACCCAAUAAUUAGAUAUUUCCUUUUCAUACCUGAA